AUGGAAGGUGAGGGAAUGAUACCAGUAUUUGGGGAAGGUGAGGGGAUGUUACCAGUACUGGAGGAAGGUGAGGGGAUGAUACCAGUACUGAGGGAAGGUGAUGGGAUGAUACCAAUACUGAGGGAAGUGCUGAGGGAAGGUGAGAGGAUGAUUCCAGUACUGAGGGAAGGUGAGGGAAUGAUACCAGUACUUUGGGAAGGUGAGGGGAUGAUUCCAAUACUGGGGGAAGGUGAGGGGAUGAUACCAUACUGGUAUCAUCCCCUCACCUCCCCCAGUAAUGGUAUCAUCCCCUCACCUUCCCCCAGCACUGGUAUCAUCCCCUUAACUUCCCCAGUACUGGUAUCAUCCCCUCACCUUCCUCCCAGUACUGGUAUCAUCCCCUCACCUUCCUCCCAGUACUGGUAUCAUCCCCUCACCUUCCUCCCAGUACUGGUAUCAUCCCCUCACCUUCCUCCCAGUACUGGUAUCAUCCCCUCACCUUCCCCAGUACUGGUAUCAUCCCCUCAUCUUCCCUCAGUACUGGUAUCAUCCCCUCACCUUCCCCAGUACUGGUAUCAUCCUCUCACCUUCCCCAGUACUAGUAUCAUCCUCUCACCUCCCCCAGAUAUUAUAAAAGUUAUAGCCAACACGAAAUGGGGAGCUGAUAAAAGUACCCUUCUUAAACUUUAUCGCUCUCUUGAUAGAUCUAAAUUAGAUUAUGGUUGUAUUGUGUAUGGAUCAGCUAGGACUUCUUAUAUAAAGGCUCUUGACGCAAUCCACCAUCGAGGUCUUAGAUUUACUGGUAUCAUCAACUCGCCUUCCCUAGUACUGGCAUCAUCUCCUCACCUUCCCCCAGUACUGGCAUCAUCUCCUCACCUUCCCCCAUUACUGAUGUCAUCCCCACACCUUCCCCCAUUACUGAUGUCAUCCCCUAACCAUCCCCCAGUACUGGUAUCAUCCCCUCACCUUCCCCCAGUACUCAUAUCAUCCCCUCACCUUCCCCAAGUACUGUCAUCAUCCCCUCACCUUCCCCAUACUCGUAUCAUCCCCUCACCUUCCUCCAGUAAUGGUAUCAUCCCCUCACCUUCCCCCAGUACUAGUAUCAUCCCCUCACCUUCCCCAAGUACUCGUAUCAUCCCCUCACCUUCCUCCAGUACUGGUAUCAUCCCCUCACCUUCCCCCAGUACUAGUACCAUCCCCUCACCUUCCCCCAGUACUGGUAUCAUCCCCUCACCUUCACCCAGUACUGGUAUCAUCCCCUCACCUUCCCAAAUACUGUAUCAUCCCCUCACCUUUUACAGUACUGGUAUCAUCCCCUCACCUUCCCUCAGUACAGAAAUCAUCCCCACACCUUCCCCAAGUACUGAUAUCAUCCCCACACCUUCCCCCAGUACUGAUAUCAUCCCCUCGCCGUCCCCCAGUACUGUACUGGUAUCAUCCCCUCACCUCCCAAGUACUGGUAUCACCGCCUCAUCUUCCCCAGAACUGGUAUCAUCCCCUAAUUUUUCCCAAAUACUGGUAUCAUCCUCUCAUCUCCUGGCAGUACUGGUAUCAUCCCCUAAUUUUUCCCCAGUGCGGCCAUCAUCCCCUCAUCUUCCCAAGGUAUUGGUAUCAUCUCCUCAUCUCCCCCCAGUACUGGUAUCAUCCCCUCAUCUUCCCUUAGUACGGGUACCAUCCCCUUAUUUUUCUCCAGUACGGCUAUCAUCCCCUAACCUUCCUCCAGUACUGGUAUCAUCCCCUCACUUUCCCCAAGUUCUGGUAUCAUUCCCUUAUCUCCCCCAGUACAGGUAUCAUCCCCUCAUCUCCCCCAGUACAGGUAUCAUCCCCUCACCUUCCCCCAGUACUGUUAUCAUCCCUUCACCUUCCCCCAGUACUGUACUAGUACCAUCUCUUCACAUCUCACAGUACUGGUAUCAACCCCUCAUCUCCACCAGUACUGGUAUCAUCCCCUCACCUUCCUCUGUAUUGGUAUCAUCAUCUCAUCUUCAAGAGUACUGGUAUCCCCUCACCUUCCCCCAGCACUGGUAUCAUCCCCUCACCUUCCCCCAGCACUGGUAUCAUCCCCUUAACUUCCCCAAAGCUGGUAUCAUCCCCUCACCUUCCCCAGUAUUGAUAUUAUCCCCACACUUUCCCCCAGUAUUGAUAUUAUCCCGUCACCUCCCUCAGUACUGGUAUCAUCUCAUCAUCUCCCCCAAUACUGGUAUCAUCUCCUCACCUUCACCUCCCCCAUGCAGUACUGACAUCAUCCCCACACUUUCUCCCAGUACUGUACUGGUAUCAUCCCCUCACCUUCCCCCAGUACUGGUAUCAUCCCCUUACUUUCCAAAGUACUGGUAUAAUCCCUUCACCUCCCCCAGUACUGGUAAAAUCCCCUCACCUUCCCAGUACUGGUACCACCGCCUCAUCUUCACCAGAACUGGUAUCAUCCCCUUAACUUCCCCAUACAGUACUAGUAUUAUUACCCAGUACUCAGGAAUCAUGCCCUCACACCCAACACCCUUCCCCAGUUCUGAUAAAAUAUGCCCCCUUCCUCCAGUUCUGGUAUCAUCCCCACACCCCCAGUACUGA
Molecule: messenger RNA, 2547 nt
Organism: Saccostrea cuccullata (small rock oyster)
Lineage: Eukaryota; Metazoa; Mollusca; Bivalvia; Ostreida; Ostreidae
Product: mucin-2-like
Exons: 9
Coding region: 1-2547 (848 amino acids)
Source: RefSeq, a predicted model, not a curated record